UAUGAAGGCAUUUGGGAGCGGUCAUUCGCUAUGUAGAGGCCUGCUCUUUCCGCUCCUCAGCACGCUGCAGGCCUGUUACGUUGGUCGGUGACAUGUACUCCACUGUCUCGACUGGCCGGUGAAUGUUCUGACGAUCCCAGGUUCAGUCAUAUUGAUCUCUUUCCGUACAGCCGUCACCGGCGGGCCCCGGACGUUUGACAGCCAAUAGUGACCACUCCCAGGUCAUUUUGACAUACCGAGUGUAAUCCUACGCGACUCUCUCGGUCUAGCGUUCCAAUCCACAUCAAACCCCGGGUACAGGCAGCCAGAGUAUGUGCGCCCACCACUCGCUCCAUGUCGGGGAUUGCUAGUCGGCGUAGUCCCCUCAGCAUUCCCCGCCCCCCUGGCGGCGUAUACACCGCUUGCUCCUCGGCUUUUGCAUUCCCUCGAGGUAACAGCUGGGAAACCUCCAUGGCAGUGCGGGGAACGACAGACGUUAUUGAUCCGGGUCUCCGUCGCACCUCCAGCGACCGCAUGCUGGGCAUCGCAGCUUGCCUCCGUCGGCCUCGGCCACUCGAAACAAUGGCGAUGCGUCCGUUGAGAUGGGAAUACACGCGGUCGCCCGCUGCGCGCGCGAAUAUGACGACGCACGCCCGGAAAGGCAGUGCCGGCGGCAGGAGAUCAUGGUGUUGAGGCUUGUUGAGGAUCUCCUUAGUGAUCGGUCCCUGGCGGGCGUUUGCCUCCGCUCCGUGCCCCCCAAGUUCUUCCGCCGCGCAGGCCUGCUGAGCCUGUACGACUCUCCAGCACCGACGCGAGGCAAGGAGUCGUCGUGGGGCGCGCGCAAGGUCAGGCGCUGUGCUGCAUUGCGACAGGGUCGCCCAUCACACAGGUACCGGAGGAAGCGGUGCGUCGGGAGCGAUCAGAUCACCGGCAGGCGCUGCAUUUGCCCCUGCCAUUUUUCGCGGGACGUAACCUACAGCCCCCGCAUCCUCAAGCCUCAGGGGACACCCGCGCUGCUCAGCGCUCAGGCCUUGGGAUCCAGUCGAAACGGUUCUUCCGACGACACAGCGUCUCUUGACCGACAACACCCUAACAGAAAACCUCGCUCCGAGCUUCGAGCGAUCGUUAUGCAGCCGACACACGAUCAGCCGACGCGCUCAAGUGCCAGGAACACCCCGUCAGCUGAGCGCACACGCGCUGGGCAUGCCCCCUUGACCAUACCAUACGUCGAGUAGUACCACAGAUCAUCGUGCGGUCGUGUACCACUACAUGGGCCCGGCUAGCCUUCUAUAAAUGAUAAAUGGCACUAUAUCCGGCACAUGCGCGAGAUCUCGUUAUUCCCAUAUGAGACGCUCCCAGGUGUACCGCGCACUCCCGCCCCCGCAUGAGGACACCCAACGCUCGCAUCUCGCCAGGCAAUCUUUACCCCGCAAUGCAUGCGCGCACGGGAUCGCCCCGCAGCAUGCCCAACGCAUGGCUUUCAUAUCGAUAGCACGCACGUCGUCCGCGGGCGCAGCGCGCGCAGCCCCCCGUCACACACUCGCUAUGUCAUCGGGGGCGCUCUGCCGCUAAGUGCGAGAAUUGGGUUCGCUCUUGCCGUGGAGAAAGAAGCUGCGAAGCGACGACGGCUGGCUUCGGCCGCGAGCGCGGAGUGGAAGGGGUCCGGGCCAGCAGCGCCGCAGGAACCAGCUGGAAAAAGCCGGGCUUGAUGAUGAUGUAGCAGCUGCAGAAAAGGGAGGGGGGGGGAUGUACAGAGCUUACAAUAUCCGCCGCCGCAGGGCGUGCCGCGUACAGUACCCUCGUUCGAACGCUUCGUCCAGUCGCAGGGCACCAUCGCAACGGACCCGCCCGCAGGUCAUGGGUUUGCACGGGCCUCUUGCCGUC
Messenger RNA from Phanerochaete carnosa HHB-10118-sp, 1863 nucleotides. RefSeq lists its product as uncharacterized. The record is from RefSeq and is a predicted model, not a curated record. The coding region runs from base 663 to 1214 and encodes 183 amino acids. NCBI's taxonomy places the organism in Eukaryota, Fungi, Basidiomycota, Agaricomycetes, Polyporales, Phanerochaetaceae. The transcript has a single exon.